Cuscuta campestris is the source of this 1319-nucleotide messenger RNA. The record is from the annotation of a GenBank genome assembly. NCBI's taxonomy places the organism in Eukaryota, Viridiplantae, Streptophyta, Magnoliopsida, Solanales, Convolvulaceae.
CUGCAACGUUCAAUCUACGGAUUGAAACAAGCAUCUCGGAGUUGGUACAUACGUUUCGACGAAACCAUUUCCAGUUUUGGUUUCAAGAAGAACUCUGACGAAUCUUGUGUAUACAAGAAGGUCAGUGGGAGUGUAAUAGUAUUCCUAAUCUUAUAUGUCGAUGACAUAUUGUUAAUGGGUAACGAUAUUCCCGCUCUCACUUCUGUAAAGACGUGGUUGAGCGAGAACUUCUCCAUGAAAGACUUAGGGGAUGCUAGUUAUGUCCUUGGAAUAAGAAUCUACCGAGAUAGAUCAAGAAAGUCAAUAGGUCUAAAUCAAAGUACAUAGAUAGAUAAAAUCCUUGAUCGAUUUACCUAUGACACCUGGAACGGUUCUUUCCAAGAGCCAGAGUCCUUCUACUCCCGAGCAGAAGGAACUCAUGAUGAAGGUUCCAUAUGCCUCUGCGAUUGGAUCCAUCAUGUACGCCAUGAUAUGUACUAGACCUGAUGUCUCAUUCGCUUUAAGCGUGACCAGCAGAUACCAGAGAAGUCCAGGAGAAGCACACUGGACAGCAGUCAAAAACAUCCUCAAGUAUCUUCGCAAUACUAAGGAUGCAUUCCUGGUAUACGGUGGUGAGGAAGAGCUAAAGGUUGUCGGUUACACUAAUGCUAACUUCCAAACCGACAGAGACGAUUCAAAAUCACAAGCAGGAUAUUUCUUUUGCCUGAAUGGCGGAGUUUUUAGCUGGAAGAGCUUCAAGGAGGAUACAACUGCCGAUUCGACUACAGAGGCUGAGUACAUAGCUGCCGCCAAGGCAGCUAAAGAAGCUGUUUGGAUCAAGAAGUUCAUUACUAAACUUGGAGUGGUUCCUAGUAUUAAUGACCCUAUUUCGUUCUUUUGCGACAACACUGGGGCCAUUGCACAGGCAAAGGAACCGCGAUCUCACCAGAAAACCAAACACAUUGCACGACGCUAUCACAUCAUACGAGAAAUCGUAGAUAGAGGAGAUGUGAUGAUUUGCAAAGUAGAUACUGACGACAACAUAGCUGAUCCCUUGACCAAGCCUUUAGGAAAGCUAAAGAAUGAGGGUCACACUAGGUCCAUGGGCAUUCGACCGAUGCCAGAUUGGCCAUAGUGCAAGUGGGAGAUUGUUGGAGUUGUGCCCUGAUGGCCAACUGUUCAUCGUUAUCGUAUCAUGUAUAGGCAGAUAUAAUAUGUUUACACAUCUCAUGCUUAUGUAAACAAAUAUUAUAUUCCUAGAUUUAUAUUUAAAGAUGUUUAUCAGAUAGUGUUUCUCUGCUGAUGAGACUAACAUCUUGAAAUAAAUAUUUAUCUAAAUG